Molecule: messenger RNA, 20982 nt
Organism: Aureococcus anophagefferens
Lineage: Eukaryota; Pelagophyceae; Pelagomonadales; Pelagomonadaceae
Exons: 9
Coding region: 1-20982 (6993 amino acids)
Molecular function (GO): zinc ion binding; histone H3K79 methyltransferase activity
Source: RefSeq, a predicted model, not a curated record
AUGGAGCCCUGGCGUAGCGAGAGCUUCCCCAUGACCGUCGCCUGCGGCGUCUGCACCGUGGAGAUGGUCGUCGACUCGCCGGACGUGAUCCCGUUCCUCGCCUGCGACGUCUGCGGCUCGACGCCCUGCGGGCGGCUCUGCGGCAAGUGGUUCCAGAACGAGGACGGCGCGACGAAGCACACCAUGUCCUGCGGGCGCCGCGCGGCCGCGCCGCGGCCGCAGCGCGUCGCGCGCGACUCGCCGCCGCGCGCGCCCGAGCCCAAGGCCAAGGCGCGCGCGCCGAAGAAGCGGGCCGCGCCGCCGGCGGACGUCAAGCCCCGGGCCGCGGAGACGGCGCCGAGCCACUCGCUCCUCGGCGGGUUCGCGCUCCCGCCGGCGCCCGCGGCGCGCGCGGCGCCCGCGCGCGCGCCGCCGCCGCCGGCCGCGGCGCCCGCGCCGCCGCCGGCCGCGGCGCCCGCGCCGCCGGCGCCCGCGCCGCCCGCGCCGGCGUCGCCGCCCGCGGUGACGCCCGAGCCGGCGGCCGCGGCCGAGGCCGCGGGCUCGGGCUUCUCGGCCGAGGGCGCGGCGCUGUCCGUCGCGGCGUUCGUGCGCGCGCUCGACGGCGCCUUCGCGUCCCUCGGCGGCCGCGAGCGCGUCGAGCACGGCGGCGGCGUCCGGGGCAACCUCGCGCCCGACGCGUCCGUGUGCUCGUCCGGGCAACGCGACGCGCACUACGGCGCGGUGCUCCCCAACCUCGUCGCGCACUGCCUGUCGCGCGCGCGUCUCGCCGCGGGCGAGACCUUCGUCGACGUCGGCAGCGGCCUCGGCGCCGCGGUGCUCCAGGCGGCGCUGACGACGACGUGCGCGCGCGCGGUCGGCGUCGAGGUCGUGCGGAGCCGCCACGACGCCGCGCUGGCGGUUAGAGACGCAACGCUGGCGCAGCUGCCGCCGGCGGCCGCCGCGGCGCUGGAGGCCCGGGCGGAGCUGCGGCUCGGCGACGCCUUCGACGCGGCGACGGCCGACUUCCUGAGCUCGUGCGACGUGCUGCUCGUCAACAACGCGAACGGGACCAUGGCGCCGGAGCGCGUCGCCGUCGCGUCGCACCGGCCCCUCGACGAGCAGCUGGCCAACGUCGCGAAGCGCUGCCGCGUCGGCGCGCGGCUCGUCGCCAUGGACACGAUCCCGCUAUUGGACGCCGCGGCGCUCGGCGGCGCCUUCGACCGCCUCGAGUUCGACUCGGGGCCCCUCGCCGUGUCCUGGACCGACGGGCCCGUGCCCCUGGUGCUCUACACGAAGCGCAAGGUCUCCUGGACCUGCCCGCGCUGCACCUUCGAGAACCCGCUCUUCGACGACUUCGCCUUCAUCACGGAGUGCGCGCUCUGCCCGGACGAGCUCCGCGCCAAAGGAGACCGCGUGGGGCGGGCUCCGCUGGUCCGGACGAGCAUGAGCGACGACAUGAGCGACGGCGACGACUUUGGCGGCGGCCGCGGGUCCCCGCGGAGCCGCGGCACGCCCGUCGCGAAUCGUUCGUCGGGCCGGCUCCCGCCGAAGCGCAAGGCCGGGGCGGGCGGCGACGACGGCGACGCGCGGUCGCGGCGGCGCCGCGGGCGCGACGCGCCCGCCGGGCGGCACCGCGACGGGGGCGAGGCGCUCGCCGCGGCGCGCCGGUUCCUCGACGCGACGGAGGCCCAGGCGCGCGGCGGCGACGACGGCGCGCGGCACCUCGAGCUCGAGCCCCUGGCCAAGCUCUGCUACGCCCUCUCCCACCGCUCCGCGCGAGGCGACGACGAGCGCGCGCUCGCGCGGCGCGCCGUCGCCGUCGCGACGGCCGCGCUCCUGGCCGUCGCGGCGGCGGACGGGCCGGCCUUCGGCGACGACGACGCGGCGGGGAACGCGCGCGGCGCGACGACGACGCGCGCCGCGGCCGCGGCCGCCAAGGACAAGGGCGACGCGGCGCCGCCGGCGGACGACCCGUGCCCCGGCCGCCGCGCGGGCCACCGCGCGCAGCUCGCCUGCGCGGCGGCCCUCGAGCUCGCCCUGCUGCACGUCGAGGCCGACGCGCGGGACCCGGCGGCGCCCGGCGCCGUCGCGGCCCUCGACGCGCUCGGCGCGCUCUGCGGCUCGGGCGCCGUCUCCGACGCGGCGCGGUCGCUCGCGGGGCGGCACGAGGGUGAUUCAACGUCGCUCGCGGCGCCCGCGGCCGAGCCCCGGGGCCGCGACGACGACGUCGCGCCCUUCGAGGACAUCCUCGUGACGACGCUCAAGGCCGCGGCGGCGCGCGCGGGCGACCGGCUGCCCGCGGCGCGGCCGCGCGCCGCCGCGGCGCGGUCGCCGCCCGCGGACGCGCUCCACGCGCUCGCCUGCGCGGAGCUGAGCCGCGUCGAGGGCCCGCGGCGCCUCCUCGCCGCCGCCGCCGAGGGCCUGCGGGCCGCCGGCGGCCGCGCCAUCGACGAGGACGGCGCCGCGGACGGCGACGGGCCCGCGCGCGCGCGCGCCGUGCUCUGGUGCGCGGAACUCGCGACGGUCGCGCGGACCGUCGAGGAGCGCGCCGCCGACGCGGGCCUGGGCCUCGAGACGAAGAAGACGAAGGCGGCCGUCGAGGCCACGUGCCUCGACGUCGCCGCGCGUUUAGGAUCCGCCGUCGCCGCGGGCGCGGACGGCGGCGGCGACGCGCCCGCGCCCGCGGGCUGGCGCGCGGCCAAAAAGCGCGUCGCGGCCCAGCUCCUCGGCGGCGACGGCGACGACGCCGUCGCGAGCGCGGCGCUCGCGGCCUGGGCGGCGCUGGGCGAGAUCGCGGAGCGCAACGAGAGCGCGGAGUCGGGCCCGCACGCGCGGCGGACCCUCGACGCCGUCGCGGCCGCGGCCGUGCUCCGGGGCCGGCGCCGCGCGUCGAGCGUCGUGCUCCAGUGCCUGGCGUCCGAGACGGCGUCGGCGGGGCCCGUGACCAUGGGCGCGACGCCGCGGGCCGUCGCGGGCUUCGUCGCCGACGCCGUCGCCGCCGCGCUCGACCGCGGGGCCUGGGCGCCGCUCACGCUGGACCCGAAGACGGUCCUGGACGGCGUCGCGGCGUUGGCCGCGGCGGCGAACGCGCGGUCCUCGCCGAGCGACGCCGGCGCCGCGAGUCUGGGCGCCAAGUGUCUCGGCGCGCUCGCGCGCGCGCUCGCGGCGCCCGGCGACGGGUCGCCGGCGGACCGCAAGCCCGCGGCCGCGCCGUCGAAGCGCAAGCGCCGCGGCGACGAGCCCGAGGCGAACGACGACGGGCCCAGCGCCGCGUUCCGCGACGCGCUCGGCGGCGACCACGCCGUCGCGCUGCUCUACGCGGCGGCGUGGGGCGACGACGACGACGGCGACCGCGGCGACCGCGACCGCGACGGCGCGUGGGCCGCCGUCGGCGCCGCGGCCGCGGCCGCGGGCGACGCGCUCUGCCGCGGCGACGGCGGCCGUUUGGACGCCGCGCGGGCCGCGCUCGUGGCCCACUGCGGCGUCGACGGCGCCUUCGACGCGCUCAUGCCGCGGCGCGCGUUCGUGCCCCUCUACGAGGCGCUCCUCCGCGACGCGGGCGACGACCGCGGCGACGCGGGCGCGCUCGAGGCGCUCGCCGCGUUGCUCCUCGGCGACGACGGCGACCUGUGCCCGCUGGCCUUCGCGCCGCGGGCCGCGCGGUUCGUCGUCGACGCGCUGUCGUCGCCGCGGCGCGACGCCGUCGCCGAGACGGUGGGCGACGCGCUGUUGGAGAGUUUGCUAGGGUUGUGCGCGGAUGGCGUGGACGAUGCCCUGGCGUCCACGGCGGCCGCGCGGCUCUGCUGCGUCGCGCGCGCGGGCCUGGGCGCCGCGCCGCGGCCGCUCGACGCGUUGGUGCCGCGGCCGGAGCAUUCCGCGGAGGCGAGCGACGACGCGGCCUACGGCGACCUGCGGGCCGCGCCGGCGGCGGGGUCGGCGGCGAGCCGCGCGGCGCCGGCGAAGCGCGAGCGCCGGCGGCGCGGCGGGCCGGGGCCCGCGGCGCAGGCCAAGAGCGAGGACGCCGCGGGCCGCUUCCGCGACCUCGCCGAGGCCUGCGGCGGCGAGCUGCGGGCCGCGGCGCUCGGCCUCGUCGACAAGGCGGCCGGGGGCGCGCGGUCCCUCUUCCUCGGGGACGCGGCCUGGCGUCUCGCCUGCCGCGUGCCCGGCGCCGGCGACGCCGACGGCCCCGUGGCCGGCCUGCUCGCGGCGGCGGCGCUCGCGCGCGCGUCCGACGCGCGGCCCGACGGCGCGCCGCCGGUCCCGGCCGACGACGCGGCCUUCGCCGCGGCGCGGACCGCGCUCCGGAGCGUCGCCGCGUCCCUGGGCGGCGACGCCGCCCCGGGCUGGGCCGCCGCGGCGGCCGCGGAGGCGCUCGCCGUCGCGGUGCGCGCGGCCGCGUUCCCGCGGUCGUCCGGCGACGGCGACGACGACGACCUCGACGUCGACGACGGCGGCGACGACGAGAACGACGACGGCGCCGGCGGCGACCACGGCGUCCUGGCCGACGAGCUCCUGGCGGCGCUCGGCGCCGCCGCGGACCGCCACGACCGCGUCGUCGACCGCGCGCUCGGCGGCGGCGGGCCCGCCGACGACGACGGCGGCGACGCGAAGAAGCGGCGCCGCCGGGGGCCCGGGUCCCGCUCCGGGUCGCCGCGGCCCGAGGACGACGGCGCCCAGGCCGACGCGAAGCUCGGGCGCCUGCUGCUGCGCGCGCUCGGCGGGCCCGGCGGCCGCGGCGCGACGGGCGCGGCGGCGGCCGCGCCGCCCGGGUCGCUCCUCGGCGACGGCGGCGACGAGGCGACCGGCGGCGACGACGCGCGGGACUGCGCCGCGCGGCUCGGCGCGCGGCUCCGGCGCCGGGGGUGGGCCGCGGCGGCCGGCGCGCUCGCGGACGCGCCCGAGCGCGGCGGCCGCGUGAGCGGCGCGGCGGAGGCCCUCGACCGGCGCGUCGCGCGCCACCUCGCCGCGGCCCCGACGGCGUCCCCCAAAGCGCCGCCCCUCGACGCGUCGAAGCGCUGCGUGGGCGCGCUCGCGGCCGCGACGCGCGCCCUGGCCGUCGCGGCGAAGCGGCGCGACGCGCGCGCGCCCGCGGCGGCGCGGUCCGAGGCGACGGCGCGGGCCGCGCGCUUCGCCGCGGCCUUUGGGCGGCUGAAGAACGACGGCGCCUUCGGCUUCGCGCGGCCGGCCGCGGCGGCCGCCGCGGCCGCGCUCGCGAAACGUCCCUCGGACGCGCGCGCGCUCGACGCGGCCUUUUCGCUCGACGCGCUGCGCCGCCUCUUCGCCCCGGCGCGCGGCGACGGCGGCGACGACUGGGCCGUCGCGCGGCGCCUCGCGCUCGACGACCUCGAGGCCUGGGCGCAGUCGCCGCGCGCGGAGCACAAAGCGAAUUUGGCGCUCUUCUUCGACGGCGACGCGGCGGGCGGCGACGCGCUCGGCGACGCGCCCGGCGGCGACGUCGAGGCGCUGGUUUCCUGGGCGUUGGACGACGACGCCGGCGCCGCGGCGGAGAAGGCGCCGAAGCGCAAGAAGGCGCCGCCGCAGCUGGACGCGGCGUCGGAGCCCGGCGACGACCCGCGCCGCAAUCGCGCGUCGCCGUCGACGCGGCGCGCCGUGGCGCUCGUACAGGCCGUCGGCGUGCGCGGGCCGGGCCCGAGCCGCGUGCGCGAUGCGCUGCGGCGCGCGCUCGCGAAGGCGCCGAAGCCGUCGCUCGACAAGCUCCUCGGCGCGCCGGAUUCCGAGCUCGACACGGAGCCCCUCUGCGAGGUGCUCGCGUGCGCCGUCGCCGACGACGGCGCCGCGGCGCGGGCCGCCGACUUCGUCGCCGGCAACGGGCCCUGGGACGACCGGCCCGCGGCCAAGUCGAGCCGCCACCCGGGCGGCGCGGCCGCGUGCGCCAAGGUCUACGCGGCUUUGGCGGCGCACCCGCCGGCCUGGCUCGGCCGCCGGUCCCGGCACAGCCGGCCCCUCGAGCAGCUACUCGUGCUCGCCGCGGCGCUGUCGAACGGCCUGCCCGGCCUCGUGGACGCGCUGGCCAAGGCCGCGUCGUCCGAGGUGCAGAAGCGGGGCGCCGACGGCCCGUCGCUCGGCGUCGCGCGGACGCUGGAGCUCGCCGCGGCGCUCGUCGCCGGUCUCUGCGGCGCCGCGGACGCGCUGGAGCCGCCGCGCGCCGUCCUGCCCGAGCCGCCGCCGCCCGUCAAGGCCGUGGAGGCGCCGGAGCCGGACGCGCUGCGGUGCACGUACGCGACGUCGGGCGGCGACUUCGUGGACCAGCACUGGUACAACUGCGCGACCUGCGGCCUCGUCGGCGACAAGGGCUGCUGCUCCGCCUGCGCGCGGAAAUGCCACGCGGGCCACGAGCUCUCCUACUCGCGCAAGUCGUCGUUCUUCUGCGACUGCGGCGCGCGCGGCGACGGCGACGACGACGGCGCGCCGCGCGGCUUGGCGGACGCGCUGGGCCGCGGGCGCCACGCGUCGGCGGCGGCGGCGCUGCUGGCGGCGGCGCCGCCCUGCAAGUGCCUCGCGGCGGCGGCGACGGCGCCCGCGGGCGCGCGGCGCGCGGCCGCGCCGCGGCCGAAGAAGGCCGCGGCGCCCGAGGCGCCGCGCCCCAGGCGCGACCGCGACGCGCUGCUCCUGCGCGUCGGCCGCGUCGCGCUGGGCCGCGCGGAGAAGCUCAAGCCCGCGGCGGCGCGCGCCCUGGCGGCCCUCGCGCGCGAGCUCUGCGACGUCGGCGCGGGCGCGGGCGCCGCGAAGCCGGCCGCGAAGCCCCGGAGCCCGCGGUCGCGCGACGCCGCGUCCGUCGCCGGCGGCGCGUCGGCGUCGUCCGUGCAGUCGACGAGCCCGCCCCCGAGCCACGCGUCGGGCGCCGCGCGGCGCCGCGGCGGGCCCGGCGGCGGCGCCGCGCGCGCGGCGGCCGGCGGCUCCGGCGGCGGCGCCGCGCUCGCCGACGACGACGCGGCGCCGACGGCCGCGCCGCCGCAGCGGCGCUUCGCGGCCGUCGGCGGCUUCGACGCGCGGGGCCCCGGCGACGUCGGCUCGGGCCCCGUGGCGCGCCAGCUCAAGGCCCUCGUGAGCCGGCACCGGCUCGCGCCGCGCCUCAUCUCCGCGGACCGGCGGGGGCGCGUCGCGGUCGCGGAGCGGCGGCACGUGCUCCUCACGGCUUUGACGAACUGCCUCGCGCCCAACGGCGGCGACGGCGGCGAUGCCGUGCGCGCGGCGGCCUGCGCCCUCGGUCGGCUGUCCGUGGCCUUCGACGUCGCGGGCGUCGCGUUCUGCCCGAGUAGCGACCGCCACCUGGCGGUCUGGGGGCUCCGCGACUGCUCGGUCUUCGCGCUCGACGGCGGCGCGCGCCGCGGCGACGCCGCGAGCGCCACGGGCGAGGAGUCGAAGACCGACGACGCCGCGGCGCGGCUCUGCGCGUCGGCGCAGAUCCGCGUGGAAUUGGCGCUCGACGCGUUAGCGUCCGACAGCGCGCACGUCGUCAAGUGCGCGUGGGUCCCCCGGUCGUCGUCCUGCCUCGUCGUCGCGACGACGCUGGGCGUCCACGUCUACGAUUUGGCGGUGGACGCGUCGACGCCGACGCACGCCUACGUGCUGGCCUACGACCAGCACCACGUCCGCGACGCCGUCGUCACGCCGCCGCGCCACGCGUGGCGGGGCGCGCGCGCGCUCUACGUCGUGCUCGACACGGGCCGCGUCUUCGCCGCAGAUUUAGAAAUUGCGCCGGGCGACGACGGCGACGACGAGGCGCUGCUGGGCGCGUCGAGCUUCGCGUCCGCGGCCGCGGCGGCGGCCGCGCGCGACCGGCGGCGCCGCCGCGGCGGCGGCGGCGGCGCGAUCGAGCGGCCGCGCGAGGUCUAUUUGGACCUCCACGACGCCCUGCCGCUGCCGUCGCGCCUCUUUGGGGGCGCGGGCGCGGCCCACGCGCUGCUCUACAGCGUCCAGGCCCACGCGCUCGUGCUCAGCCGCGACGGCGCGCCCGCGGUCUGCGUCUGCGUCACGCUCGGCGAGGGCGUCCGCGACGUCGUCGGCGGCUUCAAGCUGUUGAACCGCGCCCUGCCCGGCGCGGCGAGGCCGCCGGCGGCGGCGGGAAACGCCCGCGCGCCGGCGAACUCGGCCGACGAAUUGUUGCUCGCGGCGCUCGCGGCGACGUCGGCGACGGGCGCGCGCCGCGGCGGCGCCGCGGCGCCCGCGGCGGCGGCCGCCGACGCGACGCACGCGCCCUACGCGGCCUGGGUCGAGUGGCCCCGAAGUGGCGGCGGCGACGGCCACCUCGACGUCGUCUGCGUCGCGCGCGGGCGCGCGCGCCCGGCGCCCGCGGCGAGCCGCUUCGGCGGCGGCGAGCCGCUCCGGGGCGCGGCGCCGGCCGCCGCGCACCGCAAGGUGCUGGGCACGUGCCUCUACCGGAACCCGGCGCUACCGGGCGCGUGCCAGCUCCUCGCGCUCUUGGACGACGGCGUUAUCGCGUGCUUCGACCACCCCGACGGCGACCGCGACGACGAGCUCGACGGCGACGAGUCGGACGAGACGCCCUCGCGGUGGGCCGCCGAGGCGCCGCGCUGCACCGUCUUCGAGGAGCUGGUCGCCGUGCCCCACGCGCGCCUCGACUUCAGCGGCGACCUCUGCCUCGGUAAUUCCCGCGACGAGCUCCGGCGGAAGCUGCGGCCGGGCAACGACGAGUAUUUGGUGGCGUCGCGCGCCGAGGGCGGCACGUUCGUCGCGCGGUCCGAGCGGCCGGGCGACGUCGAGGUCGUGCGCGUGCUGCUCGGCGCCGCGUCGCCGGAGCACGUGCCGCGCACGCUCGUGGUCUGCGGCCGGCGGCUCGACGUGUCGAAGGACGACCGGCGCUGGUACGACGUCGCGCUCUCGGACGGCGACCGGCGGGUCUGCGCGGCGCUCGGGGGCGUGGCCCUGAGCCUGCUGGGCUCGAACACGGCGGGCAACCCGCCCCUGCUUGAUGCUUUAGAGCUCUACGUCGCCGCGCCGGCCGAGGGCGCGGCGGCGGUGCCGGAGGCCGCGGCCGCGGCGCCGGCGCCGCCCGAGGACGCGGCGGCGCACCACCCCCCUUUGUGCGCGCGGGGCCCCGCGCUCCAGCGCUGCCUCGUCGCCGCCGCGCGCGCCGCGGCCAUCGCCGCGGCGGCCGUCGCCGGCGACGUCGACGCCGCCGACGUGUUCCCGAGGGACGGGCGGGAUCCCUUUGGUGGUGUAGUGUCUCUCGCAACAAAAGCUUCGAAGCCGAACCCGCUCUGCCGCGCGGCGCUGCGGCUCGUGGAGAAGACGUGCCUCGGCGAGUCGCAGCGGGCCCUGGCCUUCGCCGCGGCGACGCUCGUCCGCGUCGGCUGCGACUUCGACGGCGACGCCGCGGCGCUCGCGGUCGACGGCGCGCGGUUGGAUCGCCUCGACGGCGCGCUCUUCGCGGGCGACGAGCCGCGGCGGCCGCCUUUGGGCGUCGCGCGCCUCGCGCUGACGCUCGCGGAGCGGCGGCCCGCGGCCUUCGAGGCGCGCUUCGGCGGCCGCGAGGGCUUUGGGUUCGCGCGCGCGCUCGACGCGUUCGCGGCCACGAAGAGCCAGAGCUCCCCGGCGGCGAAGCGCGACACCGCGGGCGUGCUCGUGCGCCUCGCCUGCGGCGAGCUCUUCUGCCGCUGCCGGGCCGCGCCCGACGACGACGCGCCCGACGUCGCGCGGGCCGGCUGGCUCGCGCUCCUGCCGCUCCUCGAGGACGGCGACGCCGCGGACGCGGCGUGCGAGCGGUUGGCCGCGUGCUUCGGCGACGCGAUGGCCGACGACCCGGCGGGCGCCGCGCGCGCGUCCACGGACGGCGUCGAUCCCACGGCGCCGAGCCCGCGCAAGGUCGUGCCCAUGGACGAGUCCAAGGACGAGGACGAGGAUUUGUGCGAGUCGAAGGAGGCGCCGGCGGAGGACGCGGGUCCCGACCGCGUGCCCGUGUCGCGGAUGACCAAGGGCGGCUUCCUCGUGGCGGCGGUCCUCCCCCUGCUCCUGGACCGCCUGCGGAAGCACGUCGUCGUCGCCUGCCUCGACGGCGGCGGCGCCGUGCGGACGCCGGGCGACCUCGGGUCGCCGUGCGCGAUCGCGCGGUACCUGGCCACGGUGCUCGACGUCGUCGCGCGCGCGUGGGCGACGGGCGACGCCGCGCUCGCGCGCGUGCUGGGCGCGCGGGCCGCGGCCUUCUUCGCCGGGGAGCUGCGCUACGCGGCCUGCCACGACGCCGUGAACAAGAAGCGGCGGCGCCACGCGCGCGACCUCCGCCGCGGCGACGGCGUCGAGUGGGACGGCGACGCGGACGGCUCCUGGUUCGCGCCGGGCGAGGCCGACGACGGCUCGCCGGACACGCUGCGCGGCGACGUCGUCGUGUUGCUCCUGCGGAGCCUGGAACGGCUCUGCGCGGGCGCGCCGCCGGCGAAGGGCGAGCGCCGCGGCCGGAGCGAGUCGCAGGGCUCCGACGGCGGGUCCCAGGCCCUGUCCCAGGACGAGCGGCCGCCCAAGGACGAGACCACCUCGCCGGCGAAGCCGCCGCCCGUCGACGCGACGGCGCUGCGCUGCGCCGCGGACGCGGGCCGCGGCGGCGUCGCCGCGUGCGCGCCGCGGCCGCUGUCCGCGGACGCGGGCGCCGCGGCCGCGCGCGCGGGCGCGCGGGCCGCGCGCGCGGCGGCGGCGGGCGCGCUCGACGAGGCCGGCGACGUCGGCGUGACCCUGGGCGACGCGCUCGUGGCGCGCGCGCGGCGGGCGCUGGCGGCGCUGGCCGCCGAGGCCGCGCCGGGCGGCCCCGCGGACCUCGACGACGACGCGCGGCAGCGCGCGACGUCCUACGACGAGGAGUGCGGCGACGCGUCGCCCCUGCUCCUCAACGCCGACGGCGACGACGACGACCACGCGGGCUGCCCGGCCCCGGCGACCGACGCGUGGGACGACGACGACGACGACGACGUCGGAGACGACGCGACGAUCCCGCCUUUGGAUGAUCCGACGCGCGCGGCGGUGAAGACACAUGGCGCGCCCUGGUGGCUGCCCCUGGUCGUCGCGCGCGAGUGCGACGCGCCGCCCGCGGGCGCGGCGUCGCCGCGGUCCGCGCUGGCCUGCGCGUUCCUCACGGCGGCGCUCGGCGCGCUCGCGUCCUUCGGGGGCGCCUUCGGCGACGCCGCGGGCGACCGCUGGCCGCCGGCCUUUGUGGCCGCGGCCUGCGACGCCGUCGCGUCCAGGGAGCUCGGCGCGGCGGCGCGCAACGCGGCGAAGCGCGUGCUCCGGCGGCUCUGCGGCGGCAGCGGCCGCGAGUACCGCGCCUGCCGCGACUCCCACGUCUUCGCGCGCCACGCGGCGAAGCUCGUGGGCGCGCUGCGGGGCCUGGGCGAGCGGCGCGAGCUGUCCUACGGCGCGACGGUCGCGCUCGACGCGUCCUUGCGGAAGUUGCUGCGCCUCGCAAGAGCGAGAAGCCACCACUGGCGCACGUUCUGCUCGCGGCCGCGCCUCGAGCGGCCCGGCGACGGGGCGAACGACGACGAGGCGCGGGGCGGGACCAUCGUCAUCGACGGCGACGACGACGCGCGGGACGACGACGACGCCGCGUCGCUCGCGGACGCGUCGGACGACGAAACUGACGGCGACGGCUUCGCCCGCGCGCCCUGCUGCGCCGUGACGCUCUUCCGCCUCUGCGUGCGGCUCCCGCGGGGGUCGGCGCGCGACGCGGCGCUCGAGCUGCUGGAGCGGUGCGCGCGGCCGCGGCCAACGGACGACGACGACGGCGCGCGCGAGGACGCGCGCGCGGACGCGGAGCGCGACGGUGCGCGCCGCGCGGAGACGCGCCACCGGCGGCGCUUCGCGCGCUUUUUAGGCUACGACAAACCGGCGGCGGCGGCGGCGCCGGGCCUGAGCCGCGCGGCGUGCGGUCUGGUCGACGCGCUCGGCGCCGAGGCCGCGCGCGACUGCCUCGCCUUCUCGGACGCCGUCGUCCUCGACGGCGACACGCGGGGCUGCCGCGCGCUGGGCGCGGCGGUGCUGCGCCACUGCUGGGCCGCGCUGCCCGCGGCCGCGCGGCGCCGCGUGCUCGAGGCGACGGCGCGGGCCGCGCCGCGCGCGCUCCGGCGCUCGGGCGGGUCGCGCGGCGCGGAGCUGCUGGCCGUCGUGCGCCUCGGGGCCGCGGCGGCGCUCGACGACGAGGCGGCGGCGCCCAAGGUCCUCGGCGGCGACGCGCUCGACGCGCUCUGCCGCGCGGUCGCGCGCGGCCUCGACGCGGGCGGCGACGACGACGGCGACCGCCGCGCGGUCUACGCGGCGACGGACGCCUUCUUCGGCGGCGGGCCGCGCUACUUCGACUACGACGCCGACGCCCUCGCCCCCGGCGCGGAUCGGCCGGACCUGGCGCUGAUCCGGGCCGCCGCGGAGGCGGACGCGUCGUCGGCGCGCGACGUCGACGCGCGCGGCGUCCUCGACGACGUCGGCGACGACGGCGACGCGGCGCUCGCCGCGGACCGCGUGACCUACGUGGUCCAGAGCGGCGAGGCCGGCGAGUCCGCGGGCGUGGUCCGGGUCGUCGGCGCGGACGCGCGCGUCGUGCCCGAGCGCGGCGCGGCGCCGGCGAGCCCGCGGUCGCGGUCCCGCGCGCCGUCGGCGCUGUCCGAGGCGACGGCGGAGCCCGCGGAGGAGGCGCCGCCCGCGCCCAAGGCGCCCGUCGCGUCGGCGCCGCGGCGCCACCGCCGGGGCCCCGCGCUGCAGGCGCUCGAGGACGUACGCAAGGGCGCGCGGUUCACGGAGAGCUGCUCCAUCGCCCAGCUCCGCGGCGUGCGGCGCAUCCACGCCAUCGAGCUGCGCCUGCGGGAGCCCCGGGGCCGCUACGUGCGGCGGCUGCGCGUCUGGUACGUCGCGCGCGAGGUCGAUAGCAUCGGCGAGCUCGCGGUCCCCGCGAACUGGCCCAAGUGGUCCGUCGCGGCGACGGCGCGGCUCACGCGGGGCCAGACGUCCGUGAAGAUCCCCCUGCCGGCGCCCCUCGUCGCCGCGAACCUGCUCUUCGAGUACGAGGACUUUUACCCGCAGCGGACGACGCCCGGCGGCGGCGCGCCGCGCGGCGGCGACCGGGGCCGCGCGGGCGCCUCCGGGUCGCGGUCCGGCGCCUGCCUCCACUGCCCGCGCUGCGGCCGCGCCGUCACGGACGCCCACGGCGUCUGCCAGCACUGCGGCGAGGUCGCGUUCCAGUGCCGCCAGUGCCGCCACAUCAACUACGAGCGUUUGGACGCGUUCUUGUGCGUGGAAUGCGGCUACUGCGCCUUCGGCGACUUCGGCUACCGGCUCCGGUCCGAGGCGGCGCCGGACGCGCUGGCCAUCGCGUCGGCGGAAGAACUGGAAGCCGCGCGGCGGCGGCUCCAGGACCGCGCGGACGUCUGCCGCGACACGCGCGCGACGCUCCGGCGGUUAUUACCGGAAUGCGCGCGGCUCGCGCGCUGCGUCGCGGGCCGCGGCGACGGGCCCGACGACGACGACGCGGGUUUGGCGCGGUGCGGCGGCGCCUGGACGGCCGUCGACGCCGCGUCGUUCGCGCUCGCGGCCGCGGCGGACGCGCGGUCGCUCGGGUCGCCCGCGGCCGCGGCGCGCGUCGCGGCGGAUUUGGGCGGGCUGCUCGCCGUCGUCGCGCCGUCGCCCCCGGUCGUGGCGGCGCUCUUCGACCGCGACCAGGUCCUGGGCUGCGACGCGGAGCCCGCGGCGCCGCCGCGGACCGGCGGCGGCCGCGACCGCGUGCUGACGCUCGAGGGCGUCGUGCCCGGCGCGCCCGCGUCGCUCGGCGCGUCGCUCGCGCGCGCGCGGCUCCGGGGCGAGGGCCCCGGCGGCCGCGGGCUCGCGUCUUUUGCGUUGGGGGGGUCGCGGGUCUUCGCGGCGCCGCCGGGCGGAGCGACGGCCUUGCUCGCGACGGAGGACCGGCUCGCGCGGCGCGCGGCGCUCCUGGGCCGCGUCGGCGCGCCGCCGGGCGCCUACGGCGCGCGGCGCGACGGGUCCCUGGCGGCGCUCUUCGUCGCCGGCGCGCCCGCGCCGCCGACGCACCGCGUCCACGUCCGCGCGCCCGCGGCCGCGGCCGCGGCGGCGCCGCCGCGCGCGCCGCGGCGCCGCGCGGCGCCGGCGACGUCGGCGCCGCUGCUGUCCCUCUCCGGCGGCCCCGGCGACCGCGAGCUCGCCUUCCUCCUCGGCGAGGGCCGCGGCCGCGGCGACGACGACGACGACGACGACGACGACGGCGGCGACGACGGGCCGCCGCGCGGCGCGGUCCGCGCGGACGACGACGACGACGACCUGCGCGACGACGACGACGACGACGACAUGGACGACGUCGACGACGACGACGACGACGACGCGAGCGCGCCGGAGCCGGCCGCGCGCGCGGGCGGCGCGGGCGGCGACGACGACGACGACGACGACGACGACGACGACGAGUUCCGCGGGGACCGCGCGGACGACGGCGAGCCCGCGCCCGCGGCGGCGCCGGCGCCGGCGGCCGACGCCGCGGCGCGGGCGCGCGCGCCGCCGCCGAGUAGGGCCGACGCGGCCGCGAGCGACGACGCGGGCUUGGACGCCGUCGCGGAAGCCGCCGAGGCCGCGGACGCGGCCGUCCGCGCGGCGCUGGCCGACCUGGCGGCCCCGGCGCCGCCGCCGUCGCCGCGGCGGCGCAAGCGCGACCGCGGCGGGUCCGCGCCGGAGGCGCCCGGCGAGGCGCGCGCGGGCCGGCUCCGCGACGCGCGCGCGGCCGUCGAGGCGCUGCUCACGGCGUCGCACCGCGAGGACCGGCGCCGCCGCGAGGCGUUGGCCAGCGCCGCCCGCGCCGAGGAGCGCGGCGACGGCCCGCGGCGGGCGGGCGGCGGCGCCGCCGUCGCGCUCUGCGACGUCUACGAGCGCGACUGCGCGGCGCUCCACGGCGAGCUCCGGCGCGCGGCGCGCGAGGCGAGCGAGACCGUGGCGCGCAUGCGCGCCUGGUACCUGCGGGACGGCGGCGGCGAGGUUCCGGACGACGGCGACGAGUCCGACGACGGCGUCGCGCUCGAGGCGCCGCGGUGCUCGCGGGCGGCCGCCGCGGCCGUCGGGCGGCUCGCGGCCGUCGCGGGCGAGCUGGCGAAGCGGCCCCGGGGCCGCGACGCGCUGGACCGCGCGGGGGUCGCCGCCGCGCUGCUCGGCGCCGCCGCGCGGCCCGCGACGACGGCGGGGUCCCGCGCGGAGUGCGGCCGCGCGCUCCGCGAGUUGUGCGCGCGGAGCGGCGGCGCGAGGACCGCCGUCUUCCUCGAGCUGCGGCGCUCCCGCGACGCCGCGCUCGCGGGCACGGCCCCCGCGGCCGCGGGCCGCGCGCUGCGCGUCUUCCGCGACCACGUCGCCGCGCCGCCCGCGGACCGCGACGGCGCGGGCGGCGCCGCGUUGUUCGAAGACUCCGAGGCCUUCGCGCGGGAGACGGCCAAGCUCGCGGCGCCCGUCGACAGCCCCGAGGCCGCGGAGCACGUGCUCCGGCCGGCGCUCGGCGUCCUCUGCAAGCUCGCGGCUUCGGAGGGCCGGGGCGGCGGGACGCUCGCGUGGCUCCGGUCCGAGCUCGCGGCGGCGCCCACCGCGGCGUCGGACCGGCGCCGCGCGCUCGCCUGGAUCUCGCCGGACAUGGCGUUGCGCGCGGCGAAGCUGCGGCGCGCCCUGCGCUGCCUCCGGGGCGCGCCCCUGGACCGCGCGGACGGCGCGCGGACGGUGGACGGCUGGUUCGCGGCCGCGCUCGCGUCGCCCGCGCUCGCGUGCCGGCGCCAGGCGAGCCUGCUCUUGUUGGCCGCCUGCGGCGAGGAGCCGGCGCCGGGCGUGGUGAACACGGCCGGCGCGCUGGCCGGUUUGGAGUUCGCGUGCGCGGCGCUCGGCGCCGUCGCGGCGGGCGGCUCGGCGAGCGGCCGCGGCGACCAGCUCGUGGCCGCGGUCUUCGAGCUCGUCGCCGACGAGGGGCCCCGGGGGCCGUCGGAGGCGACGCGGGCGCGGCGGGCUUAUUUGCGGGCCCGGGGCUUCGGGGGCUUCGCGUGCCGGCUCGCGCGGUUGGAGGCGGCGAAGGUCCUCGACCGCGACGACGCGCUCGCGACGCGGCGCCGCGGCGGCGUCGACGCGCUGGCGUCCAUCGCCGUCGCGGGCGACGGCGCGCCGGGGCUGCUGCCGCUGGCGGACCUCGCGAUCGCGCUGCGCGCGCCGGAGCGGCCCGGAAGCCCGGCGUCCGAGGGCGAGGAGUCGGCCGCGUCCGCGGCCGCGCGCGCGGCGCGCCGCGAGGCGCUCCACGUGCCCCUCGAGGCGACGCUCGCGCUGCGGGAGCUGCGGCUGCUCCGCAGCGUCGACACGGAGGACGCCGCGGAGAUGCUCGCGAGGGUCGCGCGCUUCGCGCCGGCCGCGGACCCGUCGAAGGCGCGCCGCGACUGGUUCGCCGCGCCGGAGCCCGCGGCCGCGGCGCCCAAGUGGCGCCGCGAGGACCGCUACGCCUUCCUCGCCGCGGCCUGCGACCUGCUCCGGCGGCGCCGCGCGCACCGGCUCCACGCGCUGGCCGAGGAGCCGCCGCCGCGGCUGUCGGUCGCGUCCGUCGAAGGCCUGCUCCGCGACAUGGGCGACGCCGUGUGCCCGAAGAAGGCCAAGGCGCGCGUGGCGCUCCAGCUGCGGCGCGCGCCGACGCAGGAGGAGUUCUUCCGCGGGAAUCUCCCGAGGUCGGCCGUGGACUUGGACGACGUGCCCGCGUCGACGCCGCGCGGCGCCGGCGGCGCGCGCCGCGACGACGACGACGACGGCGGCGGCCGCGAGCCGACGAUGGGCGACGUGCGCAACAAGAUCGCCAAGGACCUGGACAUGGCCGACGCGGCGGAGAUGCUGGAGCUCGUGGUCUGCGACCGCAUCGUGAAUUUGGACUUGCCCGUAAGAGGGGUCCACGCGCGCUUGUGGGCGCCCAAGGCGAACGCGCCGCGGUCGCGCGCGCACCGGCGCCAGCUCGGCGCCCUCGCCGCGGCGCUCGGCGGGCCGUCCGUGGGCGACGACGACGACGACGACGACGUCGACGACGACGACGACGACGACAUGCGCGACGACGACGACGGCGACGACGACGACGACGACGACGACGACGAGAUGGACGAGGACGACGUGGACGACGACGACGACGACGGCGACGCGCACCCGCUCCUCGACGACGACGACGACGACGAGCUCGACGACGACGACGACGAGGGCGCGGCGCACCCGGCCAUCGCGGCCGCGUCGGCCGCGCUCGGCCUCGCGUCGCCUCCGGCGCUCGGCGGCCGGAGCCCGCGGUCGCCGGGCUCCGGCGACCGGUCGCCGAAGCGGCGGCGGCGCGCGAAGCGCCAGCUGCCGCCCAUGCUCGUGACCUACCGCUUGACGGGCGUCGACGGCGAGGCGACGGAGGAGCGGCUGGAGACGCUGGGCGGAGGCGGCGCGAAGUCGGACGCGGCGGACAAAUACGCGGCGACGGCGGCCAUCGCCGCGGCGGACGGCCUCGUGGAGCUCGUGCGCCUGGUGGCCACGGGCGACGAGGCGCUCGUGCCCCGGGCGCUGAGUUUAUUGCGCAUGUGCGCGCAGGUCGAGGCGCACGCGCGGCAGCUCGCGGAGCUCGGCGCGCCCGGCGCGCUAUUGGCGCGGCUCGUGUCCGCGCUCAAGGCGCGGAGCGGCGCGACGGAGAUGGUCGAGAAGCUGCUGAGUCUAUUGGAGCGCCUCGCGCCCGCGGCCGCCGAGGCGUCGUCGGGCGGGCAGGCGUCGCAGACGCUGUCCGACGACGACGGGUCGCACUUGGAGACGUUGGUCGGCGGCCUCGGCGACCCGCGCGUCGCCGCGGCGCUCGUGCGGACGCCGGCGCUGCGCAAGGCCGUCUGCCGCCUGUUGCCGGCGCUCGCCUACGGCAAGAAGGACGCGGCGGAUUCGCUGGCCGCGCGCGUCGCCGACUGCGCGAGGGAUUUGGCCAGCUGGGCGACGUGCCGCGGCGACGACGCGCGCGUCGAGGCGUCGUGCCUGCGCGAGGCCGUCGAGGGCCUCGGCGGCUUCGGCGAUCACGACGCCCUGGCGCCGGGCGCCGAGGACGUCGGCGACGCGCUCGCGAGGGUCGGCUUUGCAAAGUCAUUGGCGGAGGCGCUGGCCGCCGCUUUACCGAAGCGGUUCCCGAAGCUCGCCUGGGCCGAGAAGCGCGCCGACGUCGCGAGCCCCGCGGACUGGGUCGCGGCCCUCGACGCGGCGACGCCGACCAUCGAGGCCUGCGUCGACGGUCUGCGGGGCUGCUGCCUCGCGUCGCGCGCCUGCGGCGCCGCGGCGCUCGCCGCGGGCGCGCUCGCCGCGUGCCACGGCCUCGAGGCGCUCCAGGCGCCGAAGCACCGCGGCGCGUCGCUCAAGGCCGAGGCGCUCCUCGACGCCGUCGCGCGGUCGCGCCACGGCGGCGCCGCGGCCGCGGUUGUUGAGUUACGGAAAGCUUCUUCCGACGCGCGGAGCGCGUACGCUUUGAAACGGCGCGCGCGGACGCUCAAGCGCCUCGGCCUCGAGGCCCCCGAGCCCGCGGCGGCCAAGGCGGCGCCCGCGCCGGAGGAGGACCCGGAGCUCGGCGGGCCCCGGUGCGUCGUCUGCCGCGAGGGUUUCCGGUCGCGGCCCCGCGACGCGCUCGGCUGCUACGUCUUCUCGAAGCUGGCCGUCGCCGACGUCGGCCGCGGCGACGGCGCGUUUCUGUUGGACGACGACGACCGGAAGCCGCGCGCCGGCGCCGGCGGGCGUUUGGCGUCGGCGCCGUCCGGCGGGUCGUCGCGCGCGGCGCCGCCGGCGCUGUGCUCGUCCGUGUCCGCCAUGCACUGCAUCCACGUGUCGUGCCACCGCGACGCGACGCGCGCCGAGCGGUCGCUGCGGAGCCCGCGCAACGAGUGGGACGGCGCGACGCUGCGGAACUCGCGGGUCCUGUGCAACUCGAUCGUGCCGCUGAAGCCGCCGCCCGGGGCCGGCGGCGACGACGGCGACGGCGACCGCGCGGCGGCGGCGGCGGCCUACGCGUCGGCCGUGGACCGCCACUUCUCGCGCGCCGCGCAGCUCGGCGUGCCGUCGUCGAGCGGCGGCGGCGCGCAGCGGACCUCUCGCUUCGCGCUCGCCGCGCACGACGCGCGGCUGCUAUUAUUGCGCCUCGCGCACCGCGAGCCGCUCCACGACGAGUGCGGCGGCGGGUCCCGCGAGUCGAACGCGCACCUCGGGCUCUACCUGCUCCAGCUCGCGGGCCACCUGCUGGCCGCGCCGCACGCGGCCGACGACCGGUCGCGCGUCGCCGACCUCCGGAAGGCCUUCGCCGCCAGGACCAGGGACCUCGACGUCUUCGCGACGGCGUCGGCGCCGGCGCCGGCGCCCGCGGCGCCGCGGGGCCGGUCGCCGUCCGCGAGCCAGCCCGGCGACGCGGCCGCGCAAUUGGCCGAGGCCGCGCCGUACGUCGCCUUACUCGGCCUCUUCGCGCGCGGCGCGGACUGGGGGCCCGCGCAGCGGCGCCUCUACGCCAAGCUCGCCCUCCGGCGCGCGUUGGACCGCGCGCGGACGCGCGCGGCGGCGUCCGCGGCCGCGCGCGACCACCGGCGGCACCGCCGCGGCGACGACGCGCCGUCGGCCGCGGCCGCGUCGCCGCCGGCGAGCCCCCGCGACGGCGCGCUCGACGCGGCGACGGCGACGCGCGCGCGCACCUACGCCAAGAGCGGCCUCACCUACGUCGCGCUGCUCGACAAGCUCCACGCGCUCGUCGACGUCGCGGUGCCCGCGCGAACCUCCGACGGCGGCGGCCGCGUCGACCUCCACGCGGGCGACCACGCGCGCGUCGCGGCGGCCGCCGCCGACCUCGCGACCUUCUACGACGACGACCUCCGCGACGCGGACUCGCCGGCCGACGUCCUCGACAAGCUCGACCUCGGCGCCGCGGGCCUCGACCUCCCCGACGACGCGCUCGCCCUCGCGCUGUCGCUCAUCCCGAGCCUCUCCUUCCGCGCCCCGGCCGCCGCGCCGCGGACCUCCACGCGCCGCGCGGCGAACUUUCACGCCGAGGGCGAUCUGAGCGGCGACUUCCAGCUGAGCGGCCUCUGGAAGCUCGAGCGGCGGCCGUGCGUCGACGAGGCGCUCCCCGCGGCCGUGCCCAUCCAGCCGUCGUGGUCCGGCUGCCGCUGGACGUCGCCCGCGCGCGCGCGCGUGCUCGCCGACAGCGUCCUCGUGACGCUCGAUUCGAGGGGCGGCUUCUCGACGCCGCCGGAGACGCCCGCGGACCGCGCCGUGCGGGGCCGCUGGUCCUGCGACGGCGCGGAGCUGAAGAUGAGCCGCUUCGGCCGCCACGCCUGCAACGUCGUCGAGACCUACACGGGCAACUACGAGCGCGGCGAAGGGGUGAGCGGCACGAUGUUGUUCGGGGCCGUCGAGCCCGAGUACGCGGGCACGUUCACGAUGACGCAGCAGCUCGCGAGCCUCCAGCCCGUGGUGGAGAACGUCAAGCCGAACCGGACCACGCCCCUCUUCAAGUGCGACCAGAUCGUCGGCAAGUGGAGCCUCGACUUCUCGUCCGAGACGUCCAUCUCCGCGUACGAGGUCGUGCUCUACGGCAACCGCACCUGGGAGACGACGUCGGACCUGGGCAACGGCGCCAAGCUCGCGGGCAAGUGGAACCUCUUCGACUCGGGCAUCGACCUCACGUCGGGCAUCGACGGCUCCGGCGGGCGCAUCUGGCUCUGGCUCCGCCGCUUCGGCGGCUCGACGGCAGUGACGACGGGCGUGCACCUCAACCACGACAGGCUCUACAUCGGCGCGCUCACGGCCGCGCCGACGCCGCCGGGCGCCGACGACGACGCGCCGCCGUCGCCGCGCCGCAUCAAGGGCCAGGUCGCCAUCGGCUGGUCCACGGAGCCCGCCUUCAUCGGCUCCUUCCGCAUGAAGCUGUGUGGAAAUCAACCACUCGUUUGGGGGGUCCCCACCAAACUUCAGAACUCUCUAUCUCGGCCAAAUCGAAGUCGAUUCGGCUGA